CUAAAUGUUGAUCAUUAUUACAAAUAUUAAAUUUAAAAUGAAGCUAUCUUUGGGACAAUAGACAAAAACUGAACAUUAAAGACAAAUCUAAACGGAAAUGUAUGCAUCUGUUUCCUGCAUCAACAUUUUACUGUCAUUUUACAGUUGUAAUUCCUUCGAUUUAUAAAUUAUUUUUAUGGUUUAUAAAUCGAGGAAACAAGUAAAUUGUGUGCACAUUUAUCCUACUAUUUUAUUUCCAGCAGGUUAUGUCCGGGGCUCCGUGACACACAUCCCUCAAAGCACCUGAAAUGAGUGAAUCCCUGUGCUUACAAGCUUCUUGAAACAGUUUAUAAUGUUAUUAUAAGUGUUUUGGACAGCUCGUGUCAUUUUUUUCUGACGCGUGACAUCGCUAACGUAUUUUUUCCUUGCACAGAUUCAGAUUGACCAACAAGAAGCUGCUUUCACCAAUGAGAAACCUGAAACAAACCUUGGACACGCCCAUUACUCCGAGCUGCAGCGCCCCGUUUGUGUUCAGUUUCAGUCAGAGUCGAUCUUCUGAGGUGAGGAGAGCAGCUCACGGUAUUUCUCAUAUUUCACAACCAUCAAACACACUUUAUACAGUUUGAUUGAGCGAUUUUGUGUGUUCGUUUAAGUUGUUGUUUCUUUGUUUGGGGUGAGAACUUUUACUGAAUGUCAAAAGUCAAAGUUUGAGAUCUGUGAGGGGAAUUGAUGUGAAAAGUGUUGCUGUUGCCAUUUCAUUUCUAUCUUUUGAUUUCUAAAUUUCUAUCUUUCUAUCUCUUUGUCAGCUUAGUUAUUUUACAUUAUUAAACUGGAACAGAGACUGCUAAAUACAUCGAGCCUGUAAUGAUCCAGCUCCUCCCACUACAGUUCAUCAUCAAUGAAGCUCCUCCCACUACAUUUCAUCAUCAGUGAAGCUCCUCCCACAUCAGUUCUCCAAUAAAUACUGGAAUCAGACGAGCUUCAGGAAGAGCUGAAAUCUGCAAAGACUGAGUUUAUUAAAGAGGACAGUGAGAACAUGAGUGAUCCAGAACCCUGCAGAAUGAAACACACUGAAGAACAAAGAGACCCGAUAGAAGAGAGUGAGGAGAGUGAAGAACUGAGUGAAGUGGAGGAGAAACAUCAUGACAAACCUGGAGAAAAACCUUUGAGUCGCUCAAAGACUAAAAAGACAUUUUUAAAGAAAAGAAGAGCAAAGAAAUCUACAACCUGCACUCAGUGUGGAAAGAGUUUCACAACCAAACAAAAUCUUGAGAUUCACAUGAGGAUCCACACCGGAGAGAAGCCGUUCACAUGUGAUCAGUGUGGAAAGAGUUUCACAUACAAACAACAUCUUGAGAUUCAUAAGAGAGUUCAUACUGGGGAGAAGCCAUUCACAUGUGACCAGUGUGGGAAGAGUUUCACAAGAUCAGAAUGCCUUAAAUUACACAUGACAAUCCACACCGGAGAGAUGCCAUUCACAUGUGAUCAAUGCGGAUGGAAAUUCUUAACCAAACAAAAGUUUGAGGUUCAUGUAAGAGUUCAUACUGGAGAGAGGCCGUUCACAUGUGAUCAAUGUGGGAAGAGCUUUAUGGAUUUGUCAAAACAUAAAAGACACAUGAAAAUCCACACUGGAGAGAAGCCGUACACAUGUGAUCAAUGUGGGUUUAGUUUCAUAGAAUCAAGUAAACUUAAGAGACACAUGAGGAUCCACACUGGAGAGAAGCCGCAUACAUGCAUUACAUGUGGAAAGAGUUUCACAGAUUCAGGAAACCUUAAGAUUCACAUGAGAAUCCACACUGGAGAAAAGUCUUUCAUGUAUGAACACUGUGAAAAGAGAUUUUCAACCAAACAUAGUCUUGAGCUUCACAUGAGAAUUCAUACUGGAGAGAAGCCAUUCACAUGUGAUCAGUGCAGGAAGAGAUUCAGAGAUAAACCAAGUCUUGAUCUUCACAUGAGAGUUCACACUGGAGAGAAGCCAUACAUGUGUGUUGAGUGUGAAAAGAGAUUCACUCACAGAAAAAAUCUUAUUGAUCACAUAAGGAUCCACACUGGAGAGAAGAUGCACACAUGUGAUCACUGUGGCAAAAUAUUCAUUGGGUCAUCAGCCCUGAAGAAACACCUGACAGUUCAUACAAAGGAGAAGCCACAUUCAUGUUCUUUGUGCGGAAAGAGUUUUUCACUGCUGCAAAGUUUACAGAGACAUCAGAUAAUACAUGCUGGUGUGAAAGAGUUCAUGUGCUUUGAGUGUGAGAAGACUUUUACUAGAGCAAACUGUUUAAAAUUGCACCAGAGAAUUCACACUGGAGAAAAACCUUACAAGUGUUCACACUGUGACAGGAGAUUCAGGCAGUCAUCACAUUUGAAAAUACAUGAGAGGAUCCACACUGGAGAAAAACCUUACAAGUGUUCACACUGUGACAAGAGAUUCAGUGUGUCAUCAUCUCUGAAAACACAUGAGAGGAUCCACAGCAGAGAGAAGCUGCACACGUGUGAUCAGUGUGGAAAGUGUUUCUCUUGUAAAAGUCACCUGAAGAUACACAUGAAGAUCCACUUAGUUUCCUAACAGCCAUGUUGAGUGACAAGGACAUUUUGUUGUUAGAUUGUAGCGGUGGGCGAUCUGAUGAGUUUAUAUCAUGUUUUAUGUUGAAGAUGUCUUCAAGAGAAUCAUAGAGAUUGUGAUCUUUUAUAUCUUCGUAAUAUUGUUAAAACUACACCAAUGAAUGCCCAUUAGAUGAUUGUGCUGACUGGCCAAAUUAUAUCACUCCAUCAAGUGUCUUUCAUGCAUGGUGAUGUAUUUGAAUAAUAAUUCAAUGCAAGAUAGCAAUAUAGCUGUGAGAGGAAUUGAUUUGAGGAAUUUCAUUUUAAUUUUGAUUAUAAAAACUGGAUUUAAAAAAAAUGGAAGAUGCAGAUGUAAUCACAGAAUCCAGUCAUAAAAAUGAAAUUUAUUCUAUACCUGUAUAAUCUGUCAAAUUUAUGAUGAAUAAAUCAAAAGCAGGUCAGUAGAAUCAGAUUGUGAUAUGGAGUAGUGGACUCGAACCCAUAACAUUUAGGUUACAAGUCUGACUCUAACCACUAGGCCACAACUACACAUCAAGUGGUAGAUAAUGUGCAUGAUUCAGAGAGACAGCAACGUGGCCGUUUGACUUGCUAUCACGCUUCGUUGCUGAAGCAUUAAGAGUUCCUUUCACUGGAACUAAGGGUUCAAGCCCAACCCCUGAAAAACAACUCCACACCAUAAUCCCUCCUUCACCAAACUUUACACUUGGC
Messenger RNA from Megalobrama amblycephala (Wuchang bream), 3246 nucleotides. RefSeq names its product gastrula zinc finger protein XlCGF57.1-like. NCBI's taxonomy places the organism in Eukaryota, Metazoa, Chordata, Actinopteri, Cypriniformes, Xenocyprididae. The record is from RefSeq and is a predicted model, not a curated record. The transcript is spliced from 3 exons. Bases 1016 to 2542 code for a protein of 508 amino acids.